CACGUCAUCAUCCCAAACCUCGCUUCUCGCUCUUCAGCCUUCCUUCAUCAGCCAGCAGCAAACCGUUUCUUGAUCCUUUUUGAUCGCCGCUUUGUUCUCGCGUCUGGCUGUUUUGUUUGUUUACGGCGCUAGAUCUUGGUUGGCGACACUGAUAUUCACCGUCUGUAUUGUUUCCACAGCUACGUUUGAGUGAAAUAACUCUUCCGGAUUCAAAGUCAUCCAACGGCAAACAUCAGCUCAUCGUCAAACCACAAUGUCCUCCUCAGAUCCCCCCUCCGCGCCUUUCUCGCGGUCAGACUCUCUCAGACCAUACUACCACCGCCCAGAACUCGUUUUCCACAACGGGGUGCCCGACUUUGCCAUCUCCAAGCACGGCGGCGGCAGCGGCCUCGCGAACGGGUCCUACAGCUCGUCGACCCGCGCCGACGCGCUCCUCGCGGAUCUCGACUAUGCAGACUACCUCGAGUUUCCCAACACGACCGAAGUCGUGCGCAGCGUGACAGGCGCCGUGCUUAUGAGGUACUCGUCGACCUUUCUCGUACAGCCGUUCGAGGUCGCGAAGAUGGUGCUGCAGUGCGGCAAGUACGUCCGCGCACCAGGAUCGUCGUCUACGACGGCCAAGAAACCAACGAGCAGUAAACGAGGUCCGCGGGGACGGAUAGACGACAUCGACACGUUCGAGAUCGACAUUGACGACCAGGACGAAGACGAAGUUGACUACUUCUCCACGCCGGGAGACGUCAAAGGUCCGUCGGCAUCGAAACCCCGCCACCAACACAACCGCGCAAAUAGCGUAACCUCGUCUGCAUCAUCGGACGAGUCGAUCAACAGUACAGGCAGUCGAAAGAGAGCGUCGGCGAGGUUGCGGAAAACAUCGAUGCCGAUACCGGAGCUACAUCAGAUCACCGCGCACUCUCCGCACAUAACGGGUGCCAUGGGCGCCUUAUGGACUAAAGAUGGACCAUGGGGAAUUUGGAAGGGAUCCAAUGUGACGUUCGUGCAGAAUCUGGCAUUCAACACCAUUGAAUCGUGGAUGUCGGCCUUCUUCUCCGCCAUCAUCGGGAUCUCAGACCCCUCCAUUAUCGACGUCAUCGACAGCACGCACCCGCUCGUCGCCCUCUUUGCCUCCGUCACCGCAACGACAGUCACCGCCCUCCUCCUCUCCCCUCUCGACAUCGUCCGCACAAAACUGAUCCUCACCCCUCCCGACGCGCAGCCGCGCUCUGUCGUCACCUCUCUCCAGUGUCUCCCCUCGCUCACAUGUCCCCAGCAUCUCCUCCUUCCGACCGCCCUCCUCGCCGCCGUACCCAAGCUCAUCCGUCGCGGAACGCCCUACUUCCUCCGCAGCAGAUGGGGCAUCGAGCAAUACGGCUCCCCCGUCGCCUUCAGCCUCUUCUCCUUCCUCUCCGCCACCGCAGAGCUCUUCGUCAGACUCCCGCUCGAAACCGUCCUGCGCCGCGGCCAGCUCGCCUACGUUGGCGUGAAGAAAGCAAUCGUCGACAUAGGAGAGUACGAAGGUGUUCUGGGCACGAUGUGGAAUAUCCUCACAAACGAGGAUAACGGCGAAACGGGACUCGAUGGUCUGUGGAGGGGCUGGCGCGUGGGAAUGUUGAGUAUUUUGGGGACGUGGGGGAUUAAUCGGAUCAGAUCACGGUCAGACUACGCCGGUCGGGAAGAGCGAUUUUAAUUAUUCGACAAGUUUUGAAUCAUGUAUUUAGUGGCAGAUUUUCUGGUGUUUUGCUUUUCUUUUAUGUAAUGGUUAUGCAGCAAGUCUGCUGAUUUCUAAUCUCAACUACACAUCCUAAUAUCUCUUACUGUUUCAUUCUUAGGCCUAUACUAACGUCGUAGCGAAGUACUAUACAAAUCCUUCUAGUCAGUGUCCAUCUUAUCCUCGCUCUUAUCCGCCGGCUUCGCCUCCUCCUCUCCGCCCGCACUCGCACUCGCCUCCGCGGCCGGUU
Molecule: messenger RNA, 1958 nt
Organism: Myxozyma melibiosi
Lineage: Eukaryota; Fungi; Ascomycota; Lipomycetes; Lipomycetales; Lipomycetaceae
Product: mitochondrial carrier domain-containing protein
Exons: 2
Coding region: 254-1687 (477 amino acids)
Biological process (GO): mitochondrial coenzyme A transmembrane transport; mitochondrial fusion
Cellular component (GO): mitochondrial inner membrane
Molecular function (GO): coenzyme A transmembrane transporter activity
Source: RefSeq, a predicted model, not a curated record